Daldinia caldariorum is the source of this 787-nucleotide messenger RNA. RefSeq names its product ribosomal protein S13. NCBI's taxonomy places the organism in Eukaryota, Fungi, Ascomycota, Sordariomycetes, Xylariales, Hypoxylaceae. Gene Ontology annotation, biological process: translation. Gene Ontology annotation, cellular component: small ribosomal subunit; cytosol; ribosome. The transcript has 3 exons. Gene Ontology annotation, molecular function: RNA binding; structural constituent of ribosome. The record is from RefSeq and is a predicted model, not a curated record. The coding region runs from base 117 to 587 and encodes 156 amino acids.
CCCUAAUUAAGCGAGCCUACCAGAAAAACCAAACCUUCGAUUCCUUCUUCUAUCAAACUCAAGAUACACAUCCGAACGACAUCAAGGCAACCACCCAACAUCACCAGUUGCCCAUCAUGUCGCUCGUCUCAGGCGAGAAGACGAACUUCCAGUUCAUCUUGCGUCUCCUCAACACGAACGUCGAUGGAAAGGAAAAGGUUAUGUACGCCAUGACCCGAAUCAAGGGUGUUGGUCGACGAUACUCCAACUUGGUCUGCAAGAAGGCCGAUGUCGACCUAAACAAGCGUGCCGGUGAGCUCACCUCCGAAGAGCUUGAGCGAAUUGUCACCAUCCUCCAAAACCCUACCCAGUACAAGAUCCCCGCCUGGUUCCUCAACAGACAGCGCGAUAUCACCGAUGGCAAGAGCUCGCAGAUCCUGGCGAACGGUGUCGACUCCAAGCUCCGUGAAGAUCUCGAGCGCCUAAAGAAGAUCCGCGCUCACCGUGGUCUCCGACACUACUGGGGCCUCCGUGUCCGCGGUCAGCACACCAAGACCACCGGUCGCCGCGGCCGGACUGUCGGUGUCUCCAAGAAGAAGGGUGGUUAAGGGUCUUAGCAGUGGUGGAGGCAUGGUUUCAUUGGUUCAGGUCAUUCAUUGCGGAUGGACAGGCGUGAAGGCUGGACUGAAAUUACUGCAUCAAAAAACGUUUCUAUGAAUUACUUUGCGAAUUGGGGACUUUGCUCAUCGGUUUCGACAAGUCAUAGUGUGUACUCUAGAGAAUAAAGAGACAUCAUUGUGGCCAACAC